Molecule: messenger RNA, 3894 nt
Organism: Amphiprion ocellaris (clown anemonefish)
Lineage: Eukaryota; Metazoa; Chordata; Actinopteri; Pomacentridae
Exons: 19
Coding region: 48-3800 (1250 amino acids)
Biological process (GO): prevention of polyspermy; binding of sperm to zona pellucida
Cellular component (GO): egg coat
Molecular function (GO): structural constituent of egg coat; acrosin binding
Source: RefSeq, a predicted model, not a curated record
GUGAAGCCUUGUUGCGCAUGUGAGCAAAAAGCGUCAACAUUCCGGCGAUGUCUUGCAAACAGAAACUAGGAAUAAGUUUAUUUUUAUUUAUUUAUUUUUACACGUCUCUACCUUGCUAUUCGGUGAGUUCAGCGGAGUGGGAAGAUGAUUUCACAGCCUCCAGCGGGUGGGAAAGGAUUAAAGAAGACACGGACGCGCAGCACGGAAAAUGGCACUUUAUUGAACAGGUUGUCCGGAGCUCGAAUCUGCGUAAAUCCAAGCCGCCGGGUCUCCAAAAGCUCCUGCUUGGACCCGCUGCCUCUACCAAAGACCCCCUCCCAUAUUUUAGUUUACCAAAGCUUUAUGGAAGCGGCAGCAGCUUUGCAUCCAGCAGCUUGUCCUGGACUGUUGGUAAUGUCAGCCUGGAGCCAAGAUCCAAGGAUGGAGAUGGAUAUCAAGCAGAUUUUGCAGAUUUCCUCAGAGUCCAGGGGAAGGUUUUGGGCCUACCAUCUGACUCCAGUCCAUAUUUCUCUGAGUGGCAGGCUAUGAAGCCUUUAGUGGAGUGUUACGAUGAUUUCAUGACCUUCACUGCCACUGGUCAAGAAUUCACACACCUGUUAGUGGACAGAGCGGUAGCCUCUCCCAUCUCGGUCUUCCAGCUGCCUCCAUACUGUGGUUACUCAGUGAGGACAUCAUGGAGCAGCCUGGAGAUGAUGGUGCCAUAUGAUGCAUGUUACAUCACUCAGGAGAACGGCAGCUACGUUCUGCCCAUGCUAAUGUCGGGCAGCCCACUGAAGCUCUCCUGCCCGAUGCAGAUGCCCUCUCCUACCCCGCUGUUCUCCCUUUCUGCCCCUCUAGUAUUCUGCUCCCCCUAUGGCAUGGCUGUGCAGAUACAUGGACAGGAGCAGGAUUUACCAGUGCUGGGAGUUGUAGUAAAUGGAGCUUGGAGUCCAUUUGAAUCUGAACAGUGUGCGGAUCGCGUCGACUCUCAGUCUCAGCCAUUUACCUUCUUCAUCUCCUUUGGUGCACCAUGUAUCACUAGUGCAGAUGACCUUCAUCUCCAGUUUAUACUAGACGAUCAAGAAUAUGUUCUCUCCUGUCCCCUCAGCCCUCACUUCCCCUACAUCCCCUCUACACCUUCGUCUCCUGCCGACCCUCAGUUUCCCUUCAUCCUAGAUCCCAUCAGCCCUGCUUCCCCUCCCCCUCCUCAGCCUCCAACAGAGCAGCCAAAUGCACGACUACCAGACUACCCCCACUACUCCUACCCUGGGUUCCAGUAUGCCCACCUGCCCCAAUUCCUCCCUCCUGGUCCACAGCCUGCACGUCCAACUCCUGUCAGCCCUGAUAGUCCUCCUGGACACCAGCAGCAGGUCCUCCACCCCACAUGGCCUGACAAGCUGCCCUACUCUCUUCAUUACCAGCCUCCUGUCAUAAUACAAGCUACACCUGCCCCAAAUCCUACCCCAAUGCAGGAUCCUUAUCCCCAUCAGGUUCCUAAAUUACCCGUUGGCCCUCCUCAGUUUCCGUUUGGUCUGCAUUACCCCUACAUGCAUUUCUUGUACCCUGCAGUGACCCCAGCUCCAACAACCACUACUACUACUACUGCUCCUCCAGUUACCCAACCACCUAAACCGCCACCAAGUCCCUAUUACCCUUUCUACUUCCUUCAUUUAUCUUACUAUCCUACAGAACCAGUGGCCCAAGCACCCACUCCUCUCCCUCCAUCUCCACCGAAACACCCCGAGAGUCCACACUAUCAUCUCAGCGCAUUUUAUCCAGCCGUUUCUUACAGCUCUUACUAUCCUUACUGGCCAAUUUCCUACCCUGAACUUUCUGCUUCACCUCCUGCAACUGCUCCACCGCCUAGCCCUACAACAUCUACCGCUACUCAAAGUCCAAGCAACCCCUCUGGACAGUUUUACUUCCAAAGACCUUUUUACUACCAACCACCCACACCUCUGCCACCUCACAAAGAGGAACCUGCACGACCCACCUGUCCACCGUACGCUCACACCUUUUGUAGCUAUUACUCCUAUUCUUAUUAUCCUUAUUAUAAUACUCUCUACCCGCCACACCACAGUCCAGUUUACCCCCCUGUGCCCCAGUAUCCAGGUGUACAACCACCACUGACAACACAUAUGCCCCCCACGACGCCUUCUCCAACUCCCUCCACAACAAGUUUCACAUCCCCAGCUUGGCCCGCUCCACAGUCUCCCCAACUCCAGUGUGUGACGGGGAGGAUGGUUGCCUUCCUGCCUUUCGCUCACCCAGACUCCAUCGAGGUCAGAGACCAAAAACAGACAUGGCUGUCCCUGUCCAGAGUGUCUCCACUGUGUGGGUACAUGCUACAGAUGGCUAAGGGCUCUGGGGUAAUCCUCCACUCUCCUCUGCCUGCCUGUCACAGCCAGUUACGGACUCCCACGACCGUUUCCUUACCUCUAAGGUUUUGGGACCUCUCCACAGCGCACUAUAGGACUCUGGAACUGCAAUGCCCAUAUCAAAUUCCCCCUGAAUAUCCAACAACGGUCACCCCACCCCCUUCCCCGACCCCACUGAGCGCCACCAAGGGCAAGAUCAACCCGUCUGUUGUCCCAAAGACUAAAGUCUUCUGCUCCUCUCAUCAGAUGACUGUAGAGCUUCCCUCCGGUCCCAUUUCAGGAAUAGUUGUAAAAGACAUCAAGGGGAACCAGAUGAAGCUCCAGGAAGCCCCAGAGCACUGUGGGUAUUCUGCAAGCAAAGGCAAAGAUGGCAAAAUACAUUUGAGUUUCCAGUUGCACUCGCGCUGUCAUAUGAGUGUGCAGGGUAAAAUGUACAUCAUCACUGUCGCCUACCUCACACUAAAAGGGAGAAAGGAGGCUCAGUUUUCCUGCCCAGUUCUCAACCCUGGGUCCAGGCAAGAGUGCAACCUUCCUAGCGACCAGCGUCUCCCCUGCGGAUCGGGCUCUGUGUCCCAGCCACAGUGCCUCUCCAUGGGCUGCUGCUUCAACAAGCACCCCCCUGCCUGCUACUACCCCAUGGACGAGUGCACUAUUGACCGCCACUUUGUCUUCUCUGUGCCCGCCGCCCUCACCGAGCCCCCUCUUUCCCCCGCCAUGCUCGUCGCUGCCAGCAACUCUACCUGCAAACCCGAGAGAGUCACUUCUGACUACGCGUUGUUCAAGAUCCCGAUGGACGGCUGUGGGACGCGCAGAGUGGUGGUGGGGAAAACUGUAGUCUAUAUGGUGGAGGUCAUCAACAAGGUUCAAACAAUCAGCCUCAACUAUGGCACCAUCACAAGAGACUCUCCUGUCAGAUUGUUGGUGGAGUGCAGGUUCAUGCCAGGAGCGCUACUGACUGUGAGCUAUGUGGUCAAAAGUCCCUCUCUUGGUCCUGAAAUUCACACACAGGGGGUGUUUGGAGUCCAGCUCAGGAUUUCCAAAGAUGCCCAUUACAGCAGCUACUACCCACAGUAUCACCAGCCCAUGCAGAUGUUGCUGGGGAAACCUCUCUAUCUGGAAGUGCGGCUCCUCAACUCUCCAGAUCCCAGUUUAGUGCUGCUGGUGCACUACUGCGUGGCCUACCCCCGCUCAGGAAAAGCUGUGUGGGUGCUGCUUUACAACGGGUGUCCCAAUCCCUAUGACCCAGCCCAGCUACAGGCCGUAGUGUCUAACCAGCAGCCAACUUCUCCUCAGAGCCAGACCCGCCGCUUCACCAUCAGAACCUUCCAGUUCCUUCCCGAUGGUGAGUUCAAGGACCCAGAUGAAGAGAUCUACUUCAUGUGUUCAACUGAAAUCUGCUCGCCCCGUGACGGGCCUUGUGUCGAGGGAUGCUUUGGCCACUGAUGUUACGACAUGGAAGACGCUAGAAGUUAGUCAGGAUGAUGUUGUGGUCUGAGACAUCACUCGUUUAACUACCAAUAAAAGCUCUUAAAUAACA